This is a messenger RNA of Paramisgurnus dabryanus, 6910 nucleotides long. RefSeq lists its product as uncharacterized. Gene Ontology annotation, biological process: DNA integration. NCBI's taxonomy places the organism in Eukaryota, Metazoa, Chordata, Actinopteri, Cypriniformes, Cobitidae. Gene Ontology annotation, molecular function: nucleic acid binding. The record is from RefSeq and is a predicted model, not a curated record.
GAAACUAAAUGCCUAAUACAUGGACUUUCCCAAACACCCCUACCGUUUCAUCAGAAAUGGACUGUUCCAAAAGUUCGCACUGGGGUUGCUAGGUUACGGAGCGGGAGAGAGAACCGUAUAGCGGAGUUGGCUGCACGUUGUAGAUAGUUUAUAGACCGAAACAGGUGGAUUAAGUGCCAAAUUAUUGAAGUGUUUAUUGAUUAUGUAUACGUGUGCGUGUAUGACGAUAACCACACAUUUCUUAUUCAAUAAACAAACCAACAUUUCUUGAGAUAUCGUUGUCUUGACCAGCAACCUGUAGCCUUCAGCAAUCCAACCAGUGGUUGAAAAAGAGAUUUUACAUGGUCCUUCGAGCCGGAUGCUGACUGGCUACAGAGAUGUCUCAACCAAGGAAAGAAGCACCUGUUGUACGUCCACGACGACAAGUUAAACCCCCAGCUCAUUUGGUAGAUUACGAGCUUGGUGAUCCAUUACAGCAUCUACAGCCACUCCCUAUGACAGGGCGAAUCAGAGUACAGCCCCCAAGCAAUGCAGAUAAUUCCAGAUCGACUUCGCUUAUUAGUCAGGUGGCAGAGUAUGAGAAAUGGAGAUUAGAAGAUGAGUGGUAUGCGUCUGAUGAACAAGGAGAAGAUGUCGAGCUUAAAGCUAUGUUACGUACAGUGCAGAAUGAUAGCGCAGAUUUACGUCGUCAAACUAGUCAGCUGCCAUUGAUCAUGUCGGCAUUACAGGAGAUGCGAAUGCAGAAUGCCAUGUUACAUCAGGAGCUACAAAGCCUGAAAGCAGAACAGAGAGCUCAGUCAGUAAUACCACCACCCGCAUCCUUCGUUCCAGUGGCUAGUCCAGAGACCUCAUACUCAUAUCAUCCAGUGCCAGCACCACGGACAAGAGCGCCACCACCUGCUUCCAUGAGAGCACUGCACCCAGUUCAAAAGGACGAGUACACUGACUUAACUGAGGACUUCAGGAAUUUAGACAUUUCUUCCUUCGCUCACGAGAGAGUACAAUCACGAGUACGACACAGCAGUCCGUUUCAACCCAGAUAUCCCCCAUCUUCUCAGCACAUCUCAUCUCAUCAGUCAAAGUUUGAGACUCCAGUACAUGAGCAAAUGCCACCUGCUCUUCCAAAUAAGACUCAAGAUGUUAGUCAGCCUUCAUUUACACAGGAGAAAACAUACAAGGGCCCUGCUCCAACCAUUCCCUUUCUAACAUCUGCUGAUCCUAGACAAUUCUCUAGACUAAAAAUAGCCCUUGAGAACAUUCUGCCUGAGGAUGCCACCGAGCAUUUCAAAUUUCAGAUACUUACUGACCACCUGAAGCUGGAGGAGGCACUUCUUGUGUCAGAUUCAUACAGUAAUUCAAGGUUUCCUUUUACUAAUACCAUGAGAGCACUAAACAAAAUGUACGGUCAACCCCACCAGUUAGCCUUACAACGCAUCGCAGAUCUGAUGGAUGGACCAAACAUUCGUAGCGGUGAUGUGAAAGCUUUCCGGCUGUUUGGACUCCAUGUACGCUCAUUGGUUAGUAUGUUGGAACAACUUGGCCAGAAUGGAAUGACUGAGCUGGAGUGUGGAUCACAUGUUUCCAGACUUAUGAGCAAACUACCACAUGACCUCAGGUCCAGUUUUAAGAGGUACAUACAUCCUCUGGGAGUUACCAUUCCUACAUUACUGGACUUCGCCGAAUGGCUUGAGUACGAGCUUCAGGUUCAGGAAGACCACACUGAUUACAGCCCGCAACUCAAACAAGUGUCAUCGGUUCAGAGAAAGGAAAUGAGGAAAGAGUAUAAGCAAAACCGCAAACCCACUGCCAUUUUCCUUGGAACAGAGAAACCAAAGGCUGCUUCUGCAUCACCAGCUGAUCAGAGACCAACUGCUGCUAAGAGAGAAUGGGUGAAUGCUUACUGUGCAUACUGUGAUAACAACAGACAUUACCUGAAUAACUGUGAGAGCUUUAAGUUACUAAGCAAAGAACAGAAAGUGACAUGGAUUAGGAGCCAGAAUAGAUGCUGGCGCUGUGGACGCGGUCACCAAGCAGCUUACUGCACUCUGAAAGUUCUCUGUCAAACCUGUAACAGAAAGCACUUGGUUGCACUACAUGAUGUAAAUGAGAAAGGUAGAGAAACAGAAGAAUCUGUUCCGACCAGUGCAGUACUAUAUGUUGAUCGUCCCACCUGUGACAACAAGAUUCUGUUAAAAGUGACCAAAGUUUUGCUCAGAAAUGGCAACAAAGCUAUGGAGGCUUAUGCUGUACUUGAUGAUGGGUCAGAGCGAACCAUUAUCCUAAAUGAUGCAGUACAGAAGCUAAAACUGAAGGGACAGCCAGAGGACUUAGCCCUUCGCACAGUCAGGCAAGAGACACAGACCCUUCACGGGGCGGCUGUAACAUUCACAGUGUCUUCAAUGGAUAACCCUCGUAAGGUUUUCAGGAUUCGGAGUGCCUUUACAGCUGAUAGCCUGGGACUAGCGGAGCACACCCACCCAGUAAAGGUACUUCAGAAAAGAUACAAACACCUUGCAGGUCUGCCGCUUCAGCAUUUUCACAAUGUGAAACCUGUGAUUCUUAUCGGUUCUGACUGCCCUCACCUCAUAACACCCAUAGAACCAGUCAGACUAGGCCCACCGGGUGGCCCUGCUGCUGUGAGAACACGCUUGGGAUGGACAUUACAGGGUCCAGCACAAGAUAUAACAACCAGAUUUUCCCCACAGCAUUGUCUCUUCACUAGCCUGCGACCCAUUGACAGCCUGUAUGCUGAUGUGGAGAAACUGUGGAAAAUGGACAUCCUCCCAUUUCAGAGUGAGAAAGUACUAACAAGGUCACGACAAGACCAGGAGUCCAUACAGCUACUCCAAGACAAAACAGUGAGAGUAGACGUUGAUGGAGUCCAGCGAUAUGCAACCCCUCUGCUACGUGUUAAGAACAUGCCAUUCCUUCAGGCACCCAAAGAAGCUGUACUGCCACAAUUACGGGGAAUUGAAAAUCGGUUGGAAAGAAAACCUGAUCAAGCAGCAGCAUACCAGGAAGAGAUAGUCAGGUUACAGAAAGCCGGCUACAUCAUGAAACUCAACCCUGAGCAGGUGAAACAGUCCAAGGAAACUUGGUACAUACCACACCAUAUGGUAGAGCAUAAUGGAAAGAACAGGGUCGUAUUCAACUGUUCAUUCACAUACAAAGGCCAAAAUUUAAAUGAGUUCUUGCUACCUGGUCCAACACUCAGUCCUUCUCUCCUGGCAGUUCUACUACGUUUCAGAGAACAUUCCAUUGCAGUUAGCAGCGACAUUCGUGGUAUGUUCCAUCAGGUGCGCCUUCUGCCUGAAGACAAGCCGCUGCUGCGAUUCCUAUGGAGAGAUUUACAGAAAGAUAAACCGCCAGAGGUAUAUGAAUGGCAAGUGCUUCCCUUUGGAACUACAUGCAGUCCCUGCUGUGUUACAUUUGCUUUACAGAAGCAUGUUCAGGAUCACAGUGAGUCCAUAGACACACAGGUUUCCGUGGAGAAAUCUUUUUAUGUUGACAACUGCCUUCAAAGCUUCGUCUCCAGUGAAAUGGCCAAAGACCUAGUAGACAGACUCCGCAGCCUCUUAAGCUCGGGAGGCUUUGACUUAAGGCAGUGGGCGAGCAAUGAUCCAUCAGUAAUCAGUCACUUACCAGCUGACGUUCAAUCCCAAAGCAGUAUUCAGUGGCUUAGUGAAGGUCAUCAGAACGCACAGGAGUCAACUCUUGGUUUGCACUGGCACUGUUUAUCAGACACCUUGUCAUAUAAACCUCGCAAUCUUGACCACUCCCCACCUACAAUGCGGAGCAUCUACCAUGUUCUAGCCAGCCAGUAUGACCCCAUUGGCUACAUUGUGCCAUUUACUACACGAGCCAAAGUAAUUGUGCAGAGAUUAUGGGACAAGAAGAGAGAGUGGGAUGACCCUAGAUUGCCUGAGGAACUGUUAAGCUCAUGGAAAGCCUGGGUGAACGAGCUGGACGAAUUACAAAACAUCAACUGGCCGAGGUGUUACUGUAGCAAAGAGCUCGAUCAUCAUACUAGUGUGAGGCAGAUUCAUAUUUUCUGUGAUGCUUCAGAGCAAGCUUACGGCUCCGUAGCAUACCUGCGGACGGAAGACCAGGGUAGAGUGGAAGUAGCCUUUGUCACCGCCCGAUCCCGUGUAGCUCCUAAGAAACAGCAAACCAUUCCUCGCUUGGAGCUAUGCGCCGCUCUGACUGGCGCACAACUUGCAAAAGUUUUGAGAACAGAGCUAACUUUGCCUAUCCAAAGCAUUACUCUGUGGUCUGAUUCCACAACUGUGCUUAACUGGCUUCUGUCACAAUCUUGCCGAUUCAAAGUGUUUGUAGGCACCAGAGUGGCUGAAAUACAGGAGCUCACGGAGUCUGAUACCUGGAGGUAUGUGCCUUCACAGGACAACCCUGCAGAUGACAUCACGAAAGGUAGAUCUAUCCGUGACAUAGGCCGUGAAAGCAGAUGGUACAGUGGGCCCAAAUUUCUUAGCCAAACAUCUCAUAGCUGGCCAGAGAUGCUGUCGCUAACCACCACUAAUCAUGACAAUGAACUGAGAAAGUCAGCCUUUUGUGGUUUAACAACUUCCACUGUGCCUACCCCAGACCUGCAGCAGUACUCAACCUAUACAGAUUUGCUAAAGGCCUAUAUUCAACAUGCCAAUACACCAACAGCAGAUGACUAUAAAGGAGCAGAGCUGGCAGCUCUUCGUAAGAUUCAAACUGACUCCUUCGCAGAGGAACUGUCAUGCUUAAGAGCAAACAAACCCUUGCCAAAACAUAGUCGACUGUUAUGCUUAGCUCCUGUAUUCGAUGAUGUCAUAGAACUUAUACGUGUUGGUGGCCGCCUCCGUCAGAUCAGCCAACUGGAAGAAGAUGCCAUUCAUCCUAUCGUCCUUGACUCACGCCACCCAAUUACCAAACUAAUAAUCAAAGAAUAUGACAAUCAAUUGCAUCACCCAGGGCCAGACAGGGUGUUUGCUGAGCUUCGAAGAAAGUACUGGGUGUUACGGGGACGAGCAGCAGUCAAAAGUCAUCAACGGCAAUGCACAGAGUGUCAAAGAUGGCGGGGACAACCACACCCUCCCAAAAUGGCAGAUCUUCCUCAGGCCAGAUUAAGGAUCCAUCAACCAGUAUUUUAUUCCACGGGUGUAGACUGUUUCGGACCUUACACUAUAAAAGUGGGACGUAGGAAUGAAAAGAGAUGGGGAAUCAUUUUUAAAUGCAUGACCUCACGGGCAGUCCAUAUUGAUAUACUUACCAGUAUGGACACAGAUUCCUUCUUGAUGGCCCUACGGAGAUUCAUAGCCAGACGCGGCAAACCCUUUGAGCUCUUGGCAGACCAGGGUACCAAUUUCAGAGGAGGAGAAAGAGAACUAAGAGAAUCGUUUAUGGCUCUUCAUCCUGAGUUACAAGCUCACCUCGCCAGCCAGCAGAUAAGAUUUCUCUUUAACCCACCCAGUGCACCUCACUUCGGAGGAUGCUGGGAGAGAGAAAUACGUUCUCUAAAGGCAGCGCUUCAAGUCACACUUGGGGCCCAGACGGUCAGUGAAGAAGUACUGAGAACAGUCCUUAUAGAAAUAGAAGGUAUUCUCAACUCCAAACCCAUUGCCUACACCUCUUCUGACAUUGCGGAUCCAGACCAAGUAACUCCAAACCUCUUGUUGAUGGGGCGGCGGGAUGCCUCAUUACCUCAAGUCACAUACCAUGAUUCUGAACUCUUGAGCCGUAGAAGAUGGAAGCAUAGUCAGCUCCUCGCUGAUCACUUUUGGAGACACUUUAUUCGUCACUACUUACCAAACCUUCAGAUUAGGCAGAAAUGGAAAACAGGAGGACCUGAUCUGCAGAUUGGAGAUACCGUUAUGAUCAUAGACCAGCAAUUGCCACGUGCUUUGUGGCCUGUGGGAAAGGUUGUUCAGGUACAUCCUGGAGCUGAUAAGAGAAUUAGAUCGGCAGAGAUACAGGUGAAAGACAAAACUUACACCCGACCUGUAGCCAAGUUAGUAUGUCUGCCCCCUCUCCAUGAUUAACUCCCAUCCUGGACUGAUAGAAAGAUGAGCCACUUUUAUGAAUCAAAUUCACAAGGUGAAUUUGGGGGCGGCUGUAGAAACUAAAUGCCUAAUACAUAGACUUUCCCAAACACCCCUACCGUUUCAUCAGAAAUGGACUGUUCCAAAAGUUCGCACUGGGGUUGCUAGGUUACGGAGCGGGAGAGAGAACCGUAUAGCGGAGUUGGCUGCACGUUGUAGAUAGUUUAUAGACCGAAACAGGUGGAUUAAGUGCCAAAUUAUUGAAGUGUUUAUUGAUUAUGUAUACGUGUGCGUGUAUGACGAUGUAAGUAAUUAUAUAUGUAUAUAAGUAACUUUAUAGGACGUUUACAUAUUAUAGUUAUGAUUGGUGUGAUAACAUGCAGAUGUUUACACUCUAAAUAUUAUUCGAUGAUAUCCAAUCAACUAUUACUUCAUCCAGUUAGCAUUCUUGUUAUGUGUAUAUGUUUAUAUUUAUUCAUUUAAAAUCAUAAAUGCUUCUUUACAUGUUAACAAUGCACAUGCGCUCUAAGUUUUGCAUAAUAGCAGCGCCAUUGCACGUGCACGGCAGAGACGAGCACGUGAACUGUGCAUGCACAUAAAUAACACACUUUCUACAUGUUCGUGUUUAAGUUUCAUAAUAUAAGUAGUUGUAAUUAUAGUAUAAAUGCAGAGUUGUUGUGUUUUAGUUGUUAUUCAUUAUUAAUCUGUUUACUAGUGGAUUAUUUAACCGUUGUAAUAUUUACAUAUUCAUGUUUGUACUUUAUUUAUGUUUCAGAACCACACAUUUCUUAUUCAAUAAACAAACCAACAUUUCUUGAGAUAUCGUUGUCUUGACCAGCAACCUGUAGCCUUCAGCAAUCCAACCAGUGGUUGAAAAAGAGAUU